Molecule: messenger RNA, 1288 nt
Organism: Elaeis guineensis (African oil palm)
Lineage: Eukaryota; Viridiplantae; Streptophyta; Magnoliopsida; Arecales; Arecaceae
Molecular function (GO): protein binding
Source: RefSeq, a predicted model, not a curated record
UCCGAAGGUGGGGUGGCAAAUCUGUGAAUAAGUCAUAAGGCGGAUGGUGAAAGAAAACUCUGUCUCGUUGAGGCCCAAUUUAUGAGAGCGAGGGCUCACUCGCUAGACUCCAGAAGGGUUUUCGUUCAGUGCUUUUCUUCCAAUGGCGGAGACCGAGAGAAGGGGAGAAGGACGGAACGAGCAGGCGGAGAGGAGGACGAAGAAGAGGAGCAGGAGGCGGCGGGAGGGAGGGAAAGAGGUAGUGGUGGCGGCGGCGGCGGUUGGGGAGGAGGGGAAGGGGGCGUCGACGGAUCCGCUGGUAGUCCUGGGGCCGGACAUAAUGACGAAGAUGUUGGAAUUCUUGGACGCACGCAGCGUGGCACGGUCAAUCGUUGUUUCUCCCCGAUGGCACGAGAUUGCCACCAGCGACCGUCUCUGGGCCGCAAAGUGUGAGGAAUUGUGGAAGGGAAAGGCACACAUUCCUCACAUGUCAAAGGGGCGAGGAUUAUCAAGGCUUGCGGCUUAUUCUCUAUCCAUCAUGGAUGGCAAACGAACAGCUCCAGAAUAUUGGCGGAACCUGGACCCUUCAUGGAAGGGAACUGGUCCACCAAUGCGCCGCUACUUCCACCCCAAUGGCUCCCAGACAGCUGAUCCCAAUGACAAAGUGUGGGGUGGUCAUGAAUGUACAUUUUCAAUCAUUACUAGCUACAUUGGUAAGGGGCAAAUCAGGAACCACUACGUGAGGAUCAACAGGUGGCCUCCAAUGACUGUUUCGAGGAGGGAAGACUGGAGCUGGGAGAUGGCAAACCACCUGUAUUGCUACAACAGUGUUCCUGAUGCUGAGAAAGAAGGUGGCACUGGUCCACUCUUUCCAGUCUGGUAAGUUGACAAAGUUGUACAACCACCACCGCUGCUGCUGCAUCCCUGAAGUCUGGAUGAAAAGGUUUUGUGAUACCUAUCUGACUUCUUGUUCGUCAAAGUAGGCUUGCCAGUGUUUUUUUGUAUAUACUAUGCUGAAUAAUCAUUUGGGCUUGUCGAACUUUCCUAUGUAUGAUAGUACAAAACAAAUGAUCCCUUUAUACUUGCAUUGCUAUUUCAAGCCUAAUAUGUUGUAAUGCUGGUUUCCAAAAUCUUUGGGCGAUUGGUGUUUCUUAGUUGUUGUUGCUGGUAGAGCUCUCAGGGAAAAGAACUCCUGGACUUGAUUGUAUUCUGGCCUAACCAAGCCUACACUUGAUUGUCUAUUGAUGACCUUAUUGAGGUCAAAGAGAGAUUUCUAAUGAGUGGAAAUCUAGUGAGGGAAUUCUACAAA